Messenger RNA from Paramacrobiotus metropolitanus, 2447 nucleotides. Its product is annotated as RAC-gamma serine/threonine-protein kinase-like. Lineage: Eukaryota; Metazoa; Tardigrada; Eutardigrada; Parachela; Macrobiotidae. The transcript has 10 exons. Gene Ontology annotation, molecular function: ATP binding; protein serine/threonine kinase activity. The record is from RefSeq and is a predicted model, not a curated record. Bases 717 to 2141 code for a protein of 474 amino acids. Gene Ontology annotation, biological process: protein phosphorylation.
GACUGAUUACACAAGUGUGCAACAGGAAAUUGAGCCAGGAUACUGUACAGAACUGUGCGAGCAAGACAGCACACAGCUGCUAAUGAUAAAAUCAGAAGCCAGGCUGCGUUGUCGGCGCCAACUUUAAUUUGCAGGUUCGGUAGUUCUCUGCAAUCAUGUUGGUCAAAGGGAUUUACGUCGGCUUCCGUGUACCGCACAGCUGCGCAUGUUAAUACACAAUAGUGGCCGCGCGCGCGCUUCGCUAAUCUCUGUCUUCUGCUGGGCGCCGUCGAAUAGCACAGGAUCACCUGAUCCGUGUAAUCGGACUGACGUGACCGUAUAAAGACUGUACGCCGAUUGCACAAUUCUCUGGGAAUACUGCAUGUAUUUUUCCAACGGGAUCCUGGGCGUCCCGGUGCCCGAUGCGCCGGGCAUUAGCGGGCGGAUCAUGCUGUGGCAAAUUAAAAAGCCAGCGCCGCAACAGAUACGCGGCGCAUUUAUUUAGUGCUCAGCCGGUAGUAGGCACUGGUUGACAGCACACACUGCAGCCGUCAACAUACACACGCAGUGUAUCAAUUCCUGCUGCACAACUGGCUGGUGCGUCUGGAUUUAACAGCUCAGCGGGAUUCUACUUGAUUAUUCACGGGGCCUUUUUUCAGUCUCGCCGCUUAAUCGGCCUCCUCCAAAAAUCAUUCCAACAGUUGCCAGCCCCGCUAGUUGUUCACUUCCGGUUGAUUAUGACCAACUCCCAGUUUCCAACAAUACCCGAGGCGCCCGUUAGGAUCCGUGAAGGGUGGUUAAUGAAGCGAGGCGAGCACAUCAAAAACUGGCGACCACGAUACUUUGUGUUGCUGUCAAAUGGGUCACUUCUGGGAUUUAAGACUGCUCCCGGAGAUGAUUUGGCUAAUCCGCUAAAUGACUUUACAGUUAAAGGUUCGCAGAUUUUGAAGACUGACCGCCCGAAACCGUUUACUUUUAUCAUGCGAGCUCUGCAACAAGAUUCUGUCACAAUAGAAAGGAUGUUCCAUGUGGAAUCAGCCGAAGAAAGGGAAUUAUGGUGCAGUUCCAUCCAGUCGCUUGCAGACAAAUUUAUCGUAUCCGCUGAUUGUGUAGCACCCAGCAUGAAUACCAAAAGCGACAAGCUCUACACUGUUCGCGAUCCUUCAACAACGCUAAAAAUGAAAUUGGAUGAUUUCGAAUACAUAAAGCUCCUGGGAAAAGGGACUUUCGGAAAAGUGAUGUUAGGCAAAGAGCGAUCAAGCGGCAAACUAUACGCUGUCAAAAUGCUACGCAAAGAAGUGAUUAUCAGUAAAGAUGAAGUGGAGCAUACGCUGACGGAGCGACGGGUUCUGCAAUCAACUAGACAUCCUUUUCUUACGUAUUUACAAUAUGCUUUCCAAACUCGGGACCGAUUGUGCUUUGUGAUGGAAUACGUAAAUGGUGGAGAGCUGUUCUUUCAUCUUUCUCGAGAACGGACAUUUGACGAAGCUCGAGUGCGGUUUUAUGGAGCGGAGAUCGUACUUGGAUUAGGAUAUCUUCACGAAAACAACAUCAUUUAUCGCGAUCUUAAGCUGGAAAAUAUCUUACUUGACUCAGAUGGCCAUAUAAAACUGACCGACUUCGGAUUAUGCAAGGCGGAUUUACGAUUUAGCGACCGUACAAAAACAUUCUGCGGCACUCCCGAGUACCUCGCACCGGAAGUCCUGGAUGAUGUUGAUUAUGGUCGCGCUGUCGACUGGUGGGCGUUGGGUGUUGUGCUGUACGAAAUGCUGUGUGGACGCCUGCCCUUUCACCAUCGCAGUCAUGAUGUGCUAUUCGACAUGAUCGUGCUGUACGACGUCAGAUACCCGAAAACAUUGUCACGAGAGGCCAGAAGCCUGUUAUCCGGAUUGUUAAAUAAGAAACCCGCUAAAAGACUUGGAGGUGGUCCGGGAGAUUACAAGGAGAUCCAAGCGCACAAAUAUUUCGUAGAAAUCGACUGGGAUGAAUUAUACGCCCGAAGAGUUGCGCCACCAUUCAAGCCUCAGGUGUCCAGCGAAAGUACAGACACCAGAUACUUUGAGCAGGAAUUCACUGGCCGCACAAUUGAGCUCACUCCUCCUGCCAUUCCAGCCGGAAGUGCGGAAGCCGUCUGGUUUCGCGAUUUCUCUUAUCCUCAGUAAAUUAAUUCGCAGCAAUUAGGGAAGAUGGAUCCUGCUUUCCCAAGAUCAUAAUAUGCACUUGGUCUCAUAACGUACUUGCAACAAUCGUCGGGUGCGCUAAAUCAUUUCGCGCAGUUAGUAUUAGCUCCUUCGCACUUUCAUUUACUCAGCGAUAGUUAGUGAUUAAAAACACAGUGACAAAAUGUAUAUUUUUCGAUCUCUAUUUUCCGCAGAUUUACAAAUAAUUUUGCAAAUUGCACCAUGUAGUUUUUGGAAGUUUGUAAGAAUGAGCAAAGUUUGUCGGAUUAACAAUGGACUCAUUACUAC